Molecule: messenger RNA, 2619 nt
Organism: Biomphalaria glabrata
Lineage: Eukaryota; Metazoa; Mollusca; Gastropoda; Planorbidae
Exons: 7
Coding region: 222-1145 (307 amino acids)
Source: RefSeq, a predicted model, not a curated record
UGUUAUUGUAUUAGUUUCCUGUUAUUGUUGGUUGUUGAAUCAAACUCCACUCAGCUCUUAUCAAUGAUACAAUAACGUAGCAAUAACUUUCUGAAUCUGUGUUCAAGUAACGAAUUCUUAUGUACUUCAAUACAAAUAUAUAUAAUAUAGUUAUUAUUUCAGUUUACUGGUUCUACUGAACAAAAGUUACAAUCAGAAUAAAAAUAAAUAAAUUGCAAGCCAUGGAUGAAGAUAGUUGUACUCAAACUAAAAGGAAUGUCAAAUGGCCAGACAAUUCUGAAUAUACAGAUAGUUAUAUCUUACCUUCAAAAAUGCCUACAAAAUAUGAUCCUUGGACCAGAAGCAAAACAGAAACUGAGAUUGAUAUGAUCUCAGGUAGGCCAAGAACCCCAAAUGAUCAGUACACAGUUUUAACAGAACUACAGCUGAAGAAUAUGAAAAAGGAUGCAACUCCAUUUUUCAUGCUUGAAGAUCGUGAUGCUCAAUCCAAAAUGAGUUCAACCAUUUUGCCCACCCCUAAAGCUCGCUUUGCUACUAGUACAAGCCAGUUCCUGUUCAGAGACAAUCCACCUCGAUCCAAUCCUCACUGCUGGCUUGAUGAACAGUGGCAGAGGGAUCCCCCAGAGCAGCACAAUACUUGUAGACUUGGGGCCUCUUUACGAUGGGGGCCUUCCAAAACAGGAGAACGCACAAUAAGCCAUUUUCACAAAGAAGAUGUUCACAGAUUCUUAAAUAUUGACAUGUAUAAGAGGUCACCUACCAAUAUACCAUCAGUGGUAGUCAUGAAAUAUGGCAGACCUGGUGAAGGAUAUUAUCAGCAAAGAAAUCCAAAUUUCAACACAUGGUUUGGUUCAACACAUAGACUAAAUAAAACCAACAUUUUGACCAACAUUAAGAAAAAGACAUUUGCAGAGUAUGAUCAGCUGAACAAAUAUGAGCAAAACUAUCAGAGAAAUUUAGCAUCAAGAUGGCCAGAGAUAACAGAAUAUACAGACAAGUAUAUGUUACGAUCAAAACCAGAAGUUAUCAUUGAUAAAAUGGAGGCCAGGAAAGAAUUUCAUAGAAAACAAAGAUUUCAAGAAGCUCAACUAUUGCAACAGGAAACUAAUCAACCAAUCAAUGAACCCCAACUAGUGCCAGCCUAAUUUAGAGCUUGAUUAUAUAACUAUUAUUGAUUUAGAAUUUAGUUGACUCAAGAUACAUUGAAAAUUAUUGAUUUGUAAAGAAAAUAUUGUUAUAAUAUUAAACACUGAUGUGUUUUGUCAAAUAGUUCAGUCACAGAAAAUGAUCUUAUCUUUUUAACAUUACUGCAUUAUUCACAUAUUCUCUUACUACUGUAGGACAUUAACAGAUACUAAAAUAUUACUGCUAAAUGUUUAUAACACUCAAUGAUUGUUACGAAAAUAGAAUUAACUUUUAAAUCUAAGUUCAGUUUCUAUCAAGAUGGAUGUUUUUGUUUUUUUAACAGGGCAAAGUUUACAUAUAGAUUUUAGACUUGAUACAAGUAGGCAAACUCAACAAAGACAUUCUCUGUGGAAAGGUUUUAAUCUUAAAUCCAUCUUCAGCAUUACCUGAAAAACAUUGUAUAUAAAAUCUUAUGUCAUAUUUCAUUUUAUUUAUAAUUAUAUAACUGUAUUAUACAAAGAAAUGUACAGGCAUCUUUACACUUUUUUCAAAAUAAGUUAUUGAUAUGACUAAAUAACUAGAACCAAAUGAUUCAGUCAAAUAGAGUCAAGCCUUGAUAGACAAUAAAACAUGCCCUUCAGGCCUUUUUUUUUUGGACAUUUUAUUUCCCACUUAUAUGAAUUAAAUGAUUACUACAAAGUUGUUUUUGAAAUGAACUAUUUAGUGAUACUGUUCAACUUGUAUUGCUGAUCAGCAGCAUCCAAUGAUGAGCACUACAGUUGUACAUUUCAGUGUAAGACAAGUCAGCAUUGAAUUAAUUUUAGAUUUUAACCAAUGAAUGACCGUAUCUACAUUCCUGUGAGCUUCAGAUAGAUCUAACACAUAACAAUCGGCUAAUAAAGAAUGUUUCACAAGGCUUGGCUGUAUUUUACUUUAGUGUAGGAAUGAAUGACCUUAUACAAUAAAAGCUUUAGAAUUCAUUGUGCCAAACAAAUAUUUUUUCAUUUAUUAUGUUUUUGUGAUAAUGUACACAAAUCAACAAAAUAACAUUGAUCUAAUUCGUUAAUAAAACCAAAUUUUAAAGUUGAAUAGAAAUGAUUUUAUCAAUUAGUGCAUAACCAUUUUAUCAGUGUAUAGAUCUAAUAGUUCUAUGACUGCAUGAGCCUAUAGCUUUAAAAUUACUGUCUGCUAAAAACUAAAAUCCAGGUUAUAAUAUAAUUAUUACUAGAUCAGUGCAAUUGUUGUUAUAUUAAAUGGGAAAAAAAAUUAAUUAGUUUUCUUUCAAUGAAUUGAACAAUGACUCACAAUUCACAUAUUUAACUUAAAGUAAAAAAAGCACACAGUUGAAGUUAAUUUCCUUUUUAAAUGUUAGCUCAUUCCUAUAGAUUAUUUAUAAUAUCUUGUGUGUGGUGGUCAGACAUAUCUACACUCUUUUAAAAUCCUAAGUAACAAAAGAUCUUUCUUCAAAUAAAAUAAUAUGUACAAGUUUUACAA